AUGUGGGAGCGGUUUCAGUGGGGGCCAGUGUUACCAUAUGAUCAGGCCUUAGCCGAGUUCUGGACCCUACAGUGGACACCGUGGCAUAUGAGGUCGAAGAUUAUAGAUGUAGGGGUUACAGAGGAGUAUAUUCAGUAUAUCACUGCACAUCCUAUUCCACGUAUAUCGGAUUUGGUGGAGCCAAUUCCAACUUUUGAGGAUGAUAAGCGACAACGACGGAGGAGGCGAGGAGUUCGAGGACUUGUAGGAGGUGGACGAGGUAGGGGAGGUGAUGAAAGUGGAGGUGAUGGAGGAGGAGGUGACGGAGGGGGAGGUGAUGGAGAUGGAGGAGGUGGGGGUGGAGGUGGUGGAGGAGGACAUUUGCAGAGGAGAGGGAGAGGCGAGUAG
Messenger RNA from Cryptomeria japonica (Japanese cedar), 387 nucleotides. RefSeq lists its product as uncharacterized. NCBI's taxonomy places the organism in Eukaryota, Viridiplantae, Streptophyta, Pinopsida, Cupressales, Cupressaceae. The coding region runs from base 1 to 387 and encodes 128 amino acids. The transcript has a single exon. The record is from RefSeq and is a predicted model, not a curated record.